Molecule: messenger RNA, 3540 nt
Organism: Tripterygium wilfordii
Lineage: Eukaryota; Viridiplantae; Streptophyta; Magnoliopsida; Celastrales; Celastraceae
Product: DExH-box ATP-dependent RNA helicase DExH10
Exons: 17
Coding region: 220-3192 (990 amino acids)
Biological process (GO): RNA catabolic process; maturation of 5.8S rRNA
Cellular component (GO): nucleus
Molecular function (GO): RNA helicase activity; ATP binding; RNA binding
Source: RefSeq, a predicted model, not a curated record
UUGAUGCCGUUUCAAUUCGCCGUCUACAAAUAAUCGGCAGGAAUAACUGUAGCUGCGAUACAUUGGGACACGUGUGGGUGAAGAAGUUACCCGGCAAGGCGGCAACAGAGCUUGAGCUUGAAGAGGAGCAAGCAGACCCCGGAGAGGUUUAGGGUUUUUACUUUCGUGCCUUUACUGUACUGGUUAUAAUUUCUCAACCAGUUCGAGUAAACCCUAAUAAUGGAGGAGGAGCUUGAAACUGAAGUUCAAACGUCUGGGAAGAGAAAAACCCCUGAAAAAUCAUCGGCGGGCAGUGACCAAGAGUCCGACUCUAAACGACGCAAUUUGACCCGCACAUGUGUGCACGAGGUUGCGGUCUGCAGUGGCUACGUUUCAACGAAAGAAGAAGCUGUCCAUGGGACCCUCUCGGACCCUGUUUUCAAUGGCGAGAUGGCUAAAAGCUACCAGUUUGAACUCGACCCGUUUCAGCGGGUAUCAGUGGCGUGUCUGGAGAGAAACGAGUCCGUUUUGGUCUCAGCUCAUACCUCUGCUGGGAAAACUGCGGUGGCUGAAUAUGCUAUUGCAAUGGCAUUUAGGGAUAAGCAGAGAGUUAUUUACACAUCGCCAUUGAAAGCUUUGAGUAACCAGAAAUAUAGGGAGUUGCAUCAGGAGUUUCAAGAUGUGGGACUAAUGACUGGGGAUGUAACCCUGUCGCCUAAUGCAAGUUGUUUGGUCAUGACCACAGAGAUUCUACGUGGAAUGCUGUUUAGGGGAUCAGAGGUUUUGAAGGAAGUGGCAUGGGUUAUUUUUGAUGAGAUUCACUACAUGAAGGAUCGAGAAAGAGGGGUUGUAUGGGAGGAGAGCAUUAUAUUCUUGCCACCAGAGAUUAAGAUGGUGUUUUUGUCUGCAACCAUGUCAAAUGCCACUGAGUUUGCAGAGUGGAUUUGUCAUUUGCACAAGCAGCCAUGCCAUGUGGUGUACACUGAUUUCAGGCCAACUCCCUUGCAGCAUUAUGUAUUUCCUAUUGGGGGCAGCGGGCUGUAUCUUGUGGUCGAUGAGAAUGAGCAAUUUAGGGAGGAAAAUUUUGUGACUAUGCAGGAAACUUUCUCGAAGAAAGUAGGUGAGGGCAAAAAGAGCGCAAAUGGGACAGCCAGCGGCAGAAUCAAUAGAAAUGGGACUGCUUUUGGGGGCUCUGACAUCUACAGAAUUGUGAAGAUGAUUAUGGAACGGAAAUUUCAGCCAGUUAUCGUGUUCAGCUUUAGCAGAAGGGAGUGCGAGCAACAUGCAAUGUCUAUGUCCAAACUUGAUUUUAAUACUCCAGAGGAAAAAGAUGAUGUGGAACAGGUUUUUCGCAAUGCUAUACUUUGCUUGAAUGAAGAAGACAGAAAUUUACCUGCCAUUGAGUUGAUGUUGCCGCUACUUCAGCGAGGAAUCGCUGUUCAUCAUUCUGGACUUCUACCUGUUAUAAAGGAAUUAGUGGAGCUUCUCUUUCAGGAAGGCCUUGUGAAGGCCCUCUUUGCAACAGAGACAUUUGCCAUGGGCUUAAACAUGCCUGCAAAAACUGUCGUCUUUACUUCUGUUAAGAAGUGGGAUGGUGACAGUCACCGAUACAUGGGAUCUGGUGAGUAUAUACAGAUGAGUGGAAGAGCCGGACGACGUGGCAAGGAUCUGCGUGGUAUUUGUAUUAUAAUGGUUGAUGAACAGAUGGAGAUGAAUACUCUCAAGGACAUGGUUUUGGGUAAACCAGCUCCUCUUGUCAGUACUUUCAGACUCAGCUACUACUCAAUAUUAAAUUUAAUGAGCCGUGCCGAUGGCCAAUUCACCGCUGAACAUGUGAUAAAAAAUUCGUUCCAUCAAUUUCAGUAUGAGAAGGCUUUACCUGAUAUAGAUAAAAAGGUGUCAAAGCUAGAAGAGGAAGUUGUCAUGCUUGAUGCUUCAGGAGAAGCUGAAGUUGCUGACUAUCAUAAACUAAAACUUGAUUUGGUCCAACUUGAAAAGAAGAUGAUGUCAGAAAUGACAAGGCCAGAGAGAGUUCUUUACUAUCUUCGUCCCGGACGGUUGGUCAAGGUAAGAGAAGGAGGAACAGAUUGGGGUUGGGGAGUUGUUGUUAAUGUCAUGAAAAAGCCCUCAGGGGCAGGGUCGAUGCCUUCACGUGGCAGUAACUAUAUAGUGGAUACUUUACUGCAUUGUUCGCCAGGUUCAAGUGACAGCAGUUCACGGCCAAAGCCAUGCCCACCCCGUCCUGGGGAUAAGGGAGAGAUGCAUGUUGUCCCUGUCCAGCUGCCCCUAAUUUCUUCGCUAGGCAAAAUCAUGAUAUCUAUCCCUUCCGAUCUCCGGCCGCUUGAAGCAAGGCAAAGCAUACUGCUAGCAGUGCAGGAGCUGGAAACUCGAUUUCCUAAUGGUCUUCCAAAGCUUAAUCCCGUAAAGGACAUGAAUAUAGAUGAUCCAGAAAUUGUUGAGUUGGUCAGUCAAAUUGAGGAAUUAGAAAGGAAGUUGCAAGCUCAUCCCCUGCUCAAGUCUGAAGACGUUGGUCAAAUUAAAUGUUUCCAAAGGAAAGCAGAGGUGAAUCACGAAAUUCAACAACUUAAGUCAAAGAUGCGUGAUUCACAGCUUCAAAAAUUUCGUGAUGAACUGAGGAAUAGGUCACGAGUAUUGAAAAAGCUUGGCCAUAUUGAUGCUGAUAGUAUUGUCCAGUUGAAGGGAAGAGCAGCCUGCCUGAUAGACACGGGAGAUGAACUCCUAGUUACUGAACUGAUGUUCAAUGGUACAUUCAAUGACCUUGAUCCUCACCAAGUUGCGGCACUUGCAAGUUGUUUCAUUCCAGUUGACAAAUCAAGCGAACAAGUUCAUUUGAGAACGGAACUUGCUAAACCAUUACAACAACUUCAAGAGAGUGCUAGAAAAAUUGCAGAGAUACAACAUGAAUGCAAAUUAGAUAUAAAUGUUGAUGAAUACGUUGAGUCAACAGUGAGGCCGUUUUUGAUGGAUGUAAUCUAUUGUUGGUCAAAGGGGGCAAGUUUUGCGGAUGUUAUUCAAAUGACUGACAUCUUUGAAGGCAGUAUCAUUAGGAGUGCUAGAAGACUUGAUGAAUUUCUUAACCAGUUGCGUGCUGCUGCUAAUGCUGUGGGAGAAGUGAAUUUGGAGAGCAAGUUUGCCGCAGCCAGCGAAAGCCUUCGCAGAGGUAUUAUGUUUGCGAAUUCCCUUUAUCUCUGAACUAGGCUUCUGCCGGAUCUUGUAGACUUGUACACAGGUGAGACCCAAUACAUUUUGCUGCAGAUUGAUGGUAUUUUAGUUGGAGGUAUGCCAUUGUCUGACUUUUAAGUUGCUUGUAGGGUACUUGUUUCCAUUAUGUAAGAUAACCUUUGGGAGCCGUUCCUAUUGCUAUUGUAGGUCAAGGAAAUCAUGUGAAUAUGGCCCUGUUUUUAAAUUUGCAGCUUGUACUGUUGCUGCUUUUGAUAAUUUUAUUUUACUUUUGAUUAUGGUUAUAGAUAAAAAAUUGAGGAAUUAUUGGGUCUCAAGUAUUUUUGUUAAUGGAGAAUAUGGAAUCUAUUUACUUUUCAA